AUGGCUGCUCAAAACAAUUGCAACAAAGACCCCAAUGAGAAACAUGGGGAUAAGGGCAAAGAGGUCAAAGCGAGCCCUGCACACUCCACUGUGGCUUUGAUUGAGGAAGAGCAGGAGGACGCAGACCCAUGGGAUCUGCCAGAGCUGAAGGACACAGGGGUCCCAUGGUCAGCUCUGGAUACCAAGGGGAAGGUGUUGAGAGUGUUGGUGUCGGUGGGGAAGUUGGUCCUGCUGCUGGGUUUCCUUUACAUGUUCAUCUGCUCUCUGGACAUCCUCAGCUCAGCGUUCCAGCUUGUUGGAGGUAAAGCAGCAGGUGACAUCUUCCAGGACAACAAAGUUCUGUCCAACCCUCUGGCUGGACUUGUCAUUGGUGUCCUGGUCACUCUGCUGGUCCAGAGCUCGUCCACUUCCUCCUCCAUAGUAGUCAGCAUGGUCUCCUCUGGACUGCUUACGGUCCAGCUGGCUGUUCCUAUCAUCAUGGGCACCAACAUCGGCACCUCUGUCACCAACACACUUGUUGCCAUGACGCAGGCAGGUGACCGCAGCACCUUUCGCAGGGCGUUUGCAGGGGCCACAGUGCACGAUUUCUUCAACUGGCUCUCUGUGCUGGUGCUACUGCCUCUGGAGGUUGCCACUGGUUAUUUGUACGUGGUCACCAAGCUGAUCAUUGACUCUUUCAAAAUUGAGAGUGGAGAGGCCCCAGACUUGUUGAAUGUGAUCACUGAUGUCCUCACUGAGUCAAUUAUAGAGUUGGAUCAGUCUGUUAUUAGUGGGAUUGCCACUGGAGACCCAGAAGCCAGGAACAAAAGUCUCAUCAAGAUAUGGUGCCAAACCUUCUCCAACACAACUUUAAUGAACGUCACAGUGCCUGGUCCAGAGAACUGUACGUCUCCGUCUCUCUGCUGGGUCGAUGGCAACUACACCUUCACACUGAAGAACAUUUCUGAAACGUACAAUGUCAAGAAAUGUAAGCAUCUCUUUGUGAACGUGAAUCUGCCUGACCUGGCUGUGGGUCUGAUCCUGCUGGCUCUGUCUCUGCUGGUGCUCUGCUCCUGCCUCAUCCUGAUAGUCAAGCUGCUCAACUCCAUGCUGAAGGGACAGGUUGCUUCAGUCAUCAAGAGGAUCCUUAACACUGAUUUCCCAUUUCCAUUUGGCUGGGUCACAGGUUACAUUGCUAUUUUAGUCGGAGCUGGCAUGACCUUCAUUGUGCAGAGCAGUUCGGUGUUCACUUCUGCUAUUACUCCACUUGUUGGUAUUGGUGUCAUCAGCAUAGAAAGAGCAUACCCAUUGUCUCUGGGUUCAAAUAUUGGCACAACCACCACAGCCAUCCUGGCAGCUAUGGCUAGUCCUGGAGACACACUGGCUAAUGCUCUACAGAUUGCCCUUGUGCACUUCCUGUUCAACAUCUCUGGCAUAAUUCUGUGGUAUCCAGUCCCCUUCACCCGCAUCCCUAUCCGGCUGGCUAAAAGCCUGGGCAACAUCACGGCCUCCUACCGCUGGUUCGCUGCUGUCUACAUCAUCUGUUGCUUCUUCAUUCUACCGCUCUUUGUCUUCAGCCUGUCGCUGGCCGGCUGGCAGGUAUUGGUGGGUGUUGGAGUACCUCUGGUGGUCAUGCUGAUCACCAUCAUGGUGAUUAACAUGUUGCAGAAACGGAAACCCGGGUGUCUGCCUGCAGUACUGAGAUCCUGGGACUUCCUCCCUCUCUGGGCCCAUUCCUUGGCUCCCUGGGACAAAGUGGUUGGUGUGAUUACUGCCAAAUGCUGUUGCUGCUGCAAAUGCUGCCAGGUUGCUGCUGACGACCAAGAACACAGAGACAAAGAAUCUGUGAAAAAUGACAAGAAAUCACACCCAGCAGUGUACGAUAACCCUGCAAUGAGUGCAGAGAAGGAGAUGGAGAAUGAGAUAAAUUUAGAGCUAAAGAUUCUGAAAAUGACCCGGCUUUGAGAUUUCAUAUAUUUGUGUGACUGUUUGUGUAUGAUGCAAAGAAGUGCAUUGGUUAUGGACCAAAUCAAUUUAGACAAAACUCUUAAAUUCAAGUAAUAUUUAUGUCAUUCCUUCAGUGUAAGACUGGAAAUUCUAUGUAAGAAAUUCUAACUCUCAGCGAAUCAAGAGCCAGACAGAACUGAUGAAAACUGAAGUGGCCUUUAAAGGAUAAAGCUGGCAAUAUUCUUUUUUUUGGUUCUUAUUUUUAACAAAUCCCACAAUGCAUUAGUCCAUUUCUCAGCUUAUCUCGUCCUCUGCUUGG
Molecule: messenger RNA, 2245 nt
Organism: Epinephelus moara (kelp grouper)
Lineage: Eukaryota; Metazoa; Chordata; Actinopteri; Perciformes; Serranidae
Gene: slc34a2a
Product: solute carrier family 34 member 2a
Exons: 12
Coding region: 1-1944 (647 amino acids)
Biological process (GO): sodium-dependent phosphate transport; intracellular phosphate ion homeostasis
Cellular component (GO): vesicle; apical plasma membrane; brush border
Molecular function (GO): sodium:phosphate symporter activity
Source: RefSeq, a predicted model, not a curated record